Molecule: messenger RNA, 14545 nt
Organism: Neocloeon triangulifer
Lineage: Eukaryota; Metazoa; Arthropoda; Insecta; Ephemeroptera; Baetidae
Gene: hiw
Product: E3 ubiquitin-protein ligase MYCBP2
Exons: 57
Cellular component (GO): nucleus
Source: RefSeq, a predicted model, not a curated record
ACUCCCCACAUUCACCGAAAUACAGAUUAGCAAUACAUAGAAAAGCUGAAGAAAUCAAUGUUAUCUCAAAUUUUGCGUUGAUUCACUACUGUGUCGAGGAGCAACGUGCCCUAAAACGACCAGGGCCAGAAUGCUGCCUGAUUCUGAGCUUCUCGGACAAUUUUUCCACCAGAUUUUCCAGUCGGCGCACAACAAGAGGAAAAGCGACUGGAAAAAAGCUUCCAAGGGCAAAAGCAAGGAAAAGCGAAAAAAGGGGGAUGUUGCCUCUGAGGUUGUGGUGGUCGCACCGCCAGAUGUCCAGCUUCCAGGAAACCCCUCGUCCUUGGCUGUAUUCGCAAGUGUCCGCUUGUCUGUGCUGGAAAGGUGGCGCAGGCAGACCAGCCAGAUUCUCCUGAGCAACCUCUUGGGCGACGAAGCAGCGGCAGACAGCGAUGAUGAUCUCACAGACAAAGACCCGGAGAGUGCUCUCAGAGUGCCAAAGCUCGUUGGGUUUGGCCUGUGCACCGUUUUCGAGCUGCUCCGAGAGAGUAGACAGUUGCACCCAGUUCUCUGCACAAAAGCCUUAAGAGCUCUACUUGAUAUUCUGCAAGGACAGCAGCCCGAGGGUCUCAAACAUGAACCCUGUGAUGUUAUCGAUCCACUAUUUGACCUAUUGCUUGAUUUGGCAACAUUUCACGGACCCGAAGCAAGUCAGGAGUCAAACAUUCAGCUCUCGGCCGUGGCCUGCAGUUGUUUGUUGGCCCUGGUUGUGGCAAGAGGAGACACUGGAAAACUUCUCUCUGCUACUUCAGCACUGCUGAUGAGUCCCAAAAGUCUCUCUACCCAAAAUAUUAAUAUGCCUGAAAUUUUGGCUGCCUUGCAACGCAGUGUCCACAAUGUGCUGCUCGGAAAGCAGCCCAGACCUGACUGGAUUAGCCACGGCAUUCCGCGAACAAUGCUUAUUGACUCCCUAAAGUUGAAAUUUCUGUCAGGAUGUGAAUAUGAAAACUACACUUGUGGCAACCAUUCAAUGACCUGUGAUGGAUAUUUUUUGUACCUUUUCUGCCAUGGCUCCCUCUACAAACUGGGCACUGGCUAUGGUGGGACAACAAAAGGGAAUGUGUACAUGAAGAAGGAAGACUUUUCCCACUAUCAGCAAGGGUGGCUUGGACACGCUAAUGGCAAGUUGUAUUUCAAGCCGAUUGGAGUUCGUUUGAGCUCACAAAAGCUGUACCUGAUUGACGCAGAGACUUUGAUUCUCUCGAAGCCUCUAGACCUUCCUGAUUACACAACUUGGGGUCCAGGAGCUCUGUUUUCUGAUGGAGAUUCACUCUUUGCUAUUUCUUCAUCCAACGAUGACGGAUUUGCUAUUCGCAGUAUCACUGGCAACUCUCCAACAGAAAUUCUUUCCCUUAAACUGGCUAGGAAGUGCAUGGAAGCUUGGGGCAAUCUCGGAGGGGAAGAUGGUGUUGCUUUGAGUGCCGAAGCAAGUGUUUUGGUCAAGACGAACAGCGAAGAAGAGCCUGUAUUCAUUGCUUCUGGAAAAGAUUUUGGGCUUGUUAGAACAGCCAAUGGAAAAGUGUUGUACAGUGGCAAAGGCAGUAGCUUAGGACUAAAGCAAGCAGGCUCUGUAGCAGCCAGCUCCGGAAAGUGGAGCAAGUGGAAUGAACUUCCAGUUACAAAAACGCCAAAACUGAUGUACUUGGCUGUGGGACAUGAAGGUCUGCAUGCAGUCCUGGUUGCAGACGACGGCGCCGUUUUCUUUGUAGGCACAGCUCGAAGGGGCGAAGAUGGAGACCAGAUUAAAGCAAGGAGACAGCCAAAACCAGUCAAGCCGAAGAAAAUGAUUAAAGUGGAGGGGCAGUUUAUGGUCCACGCCGCUUGCAAUAAUGGCACAACGGCACUUGUUAAUCGAGAUGGAGAACUGCUCAUGUUCGGCAAAGACACUGCACACUGCGAUACCUCUACUGGUUUGGUUAGUGGACUGAAAGACCAAGAUGUGCAAAAAGUUGCCCUCGGAAAGGCACACGCUGUGGCAUUGACAAGUAAAGGCCAUGUUUAUACCUUCGGAAUCAACAACAAAGGGCAAUGUGGAAGAGAAUUUGCAGUUCAAGUGCGAGAAGCUCCUGCAGUAGUUGCAAUGGAAACAGCAACUGAAGAGUGCGAGGAGGAGGCAGAAGGGGACUGGGAUGAAGAACAAACAGAGGGUAUCUGCGCCAAGGGCCGACACAAGUGGCACCAUGACAAAUGCAUGAUUUGCACCAUCUGUCGAGAGUGCACUGGUUACAGUAUAAGCUGCCUGAGUAGCAUGCGGCCAGACAGAAAUCCUGGACAGGCUUGUGGCUGUGGUGCUGGAGACUCUGGAUGCGCUGUGUGCGGGUGCUGCAGAAUUUGCGCCCGAGAGAGCGUUGACAACUCUGACGUGGCCAUUCUGGGGCCCAAUGGUGCUGGUGAUUUGGGCGGCAUGGUCCGACUGGACGUAAUAUUUGGUGGCCCUGGUCGGCAUUCAGCUAGAUUUCAAGAUCACCUACAACGACGACUGGACGAACGAAAGCAGAGACUGCAAAGAGGAGGAAAAGUAUAUGUUGGUAAAAAGGGGUCGGCAAGGAACGCGGCCAAGUUCGCAGCUGCUAAUGCAAAGGGCAGACCUGCAAAGGGUGAACCGCCAGCUUUGGCUGCUGGACUUGUGGCAUCUUUAAUGGCUGGUAAAUUAUUUAAAAUAAUUUGAGACAAUUUCUCUUUAAACUUUUCUAAAGGCGAAGAGGCAGUGGGAAGUGAUAUGGAAAGGGAUGCCAGCAGAGUAACUUCCUUGGCUCCAGCCAGAGUAAUAAUCCCAUCUGAAUCACCAGCUAUCCAAAUUUCCUGCGGCCUUCACCACACAGUCGUACUUCUUGUCUCGGGGGAAGUUUUCGCUUUUGGCAGUAAUGCCUGUGGUCAACUUGGAGUGGGAGAUUUGGCCCCAAGAGGAGGUCCUGUGCAUGUGCAAGUGCCUGGCAUUGUGACCCACGUUGCAACUGGCAGCAAUCACACUGUCCUUCUGACUGCCGAUGGAGAGGUGUACACUUGUGGCAGCUUCCAAAAAGGCCAGCUGGGCCGCUCAGCACCAGAGUUAGAGGACACUGAUGGCGCUUGCUCCAGCUCGCACAAAAACGGGCAGUCUUCUCGAAGCACCGACAAUAGCAACGGCCAUUGGUAUGCUGUCCCCACUCCUAUUCCAAGAAUUGGACCUCAGCACGGUCGAAGGGCUACAUGGGUUGGUGCCUCUGGUGAUAUUACUUUCGUAAAAGUGGAUGAAAGUCUGAUUAAUGCCAGCAGUCUUACAAAUUCUACCGUUGUAGCUAACAAAUCAUGCAUAAUCAUUCUUCCAACUGACUGCGGCGCCUCUAGCUCAUUCAAGAGUCUAGUCAUUAACAAGAUGGAUGGAAAUUGCUCAAGUUUUUCUUCAAAUCAGCAGAUGGACUUCAGCAAACAUAACGUCUGUCUGGACCCUCUUUAUAAUGUGAUGUGGGGGCUGAACUGCAAAACUGGAGAGCUCUUCUGUAUGAACCCCAUAGCCUCCAACAUAACUCCCCUGCCCCCACUUUUGACGCCUGAACUGGCCCUUCCUGUGACGUCGGGGUGCUUUGUGACCAGAGCUCAGGCUGCACUGCACUUGCUGGGGUGUGUUGACACUUUGACUGGAACUCUUGAUCUCUCAACUCAGGUAAUCACCGAGUGCAUCACGGCUCCAGCCAGCAAAUGUACAACUCUGAGCCGCUCCCUGACAACUGCAAUCACACCAGCCCGCUCGAAAGUCUACAGCUCUGAAGACUUUUCAGCAGUGAGCAGAUUUGAAAGCUAUGGCGGAGGCUGGGGCUACUCUGGCCACUCGAUAGAAGCGAUUCGCUUCAUGUCUGACACAGACCUCAUUGUGGGUGGUUUUGGUCUGUUCGGUGGACGAGGAGAGUACACGGGGAAGAUCAAGUUGUAUGAUAUUGGAAUGGACGGAGGAGAGCAAGAGAUAGAUGGAGAACUUCUGGCCGAAACGGAAGAAGUGCCAUAUGAAUGUGCUCCAAGACAGAAAUUUGCAAUGUUGUUUGACGAGCCUGUUGCAAUUCAGCAGUACAGGUGGUAUGUCGCCUGGGCCAGAAUUGGAGGACCAUCCAGUGACUGUGGCUCCAGCGGACAAGGAACUGUCAGCACUGAAGAUCAAGUUGUUUUCUGCUUCAAGUCAUCACGACGGGCUAACAAUGGUACGGAUGUGAAUGGAGGACAAAUUCCUCAGAUCCUAUACAAGGUCGUCGUCCCUGAAAGCCAACUACCAUCCUGCAAACUGGACCUUCUGGAGCCUGUGUACCAGCUGAGCAAAGGCUUUUCCCGUUCCGUCAGCCGAGAGUGUUUCCACGCACUGCUUGCCCUUCUGCAGUGGGGCUGGACAACUUUCAAAACAGGCCUGUUGGCAACACAGGUCAACAUUGCGGAAUUGGAGAACCUGGUUUUUGUCUGCAGAGCGUGCCUCAGGUUGCUUCGUACAUACACAAAUGAGAUCUACCCGAAUGAGCCCAAAAAGACUCCUGCUGAGUCCGGGCAGCUUUCGUCAAGCGUCGGUGACGUUCGUUCUUUGCUUAGACAAAUUCUCUCUGAUCCAGUACCAAAAUCCAAAAGGUCUGGUAAAAGCCUUAAAAGAGGCCCUGAUGACCCCCUGUUGACCAAAAUGAUCAAUGAAGUCCUGCAAGAAGCACACCUGACCUUUGUAGCUUGCUUCCAUGCUUUCUAUCCGACCGCUUCUCUGCGUUGGUCAGCACUGUGCCACCUUUUGUCUGAAAUGGACAGCAGCGCCAACCUGGACAAACUCUUGAGUGCAGUUUUGGCCUCUUUGUGUCACCCAGCCGUGCGCUUGAGGUCGACUUUCCCCGUCCUUGGUGUUCUCGAGCACACAACUAUACCUUUGCCAAAGGAGUCAAACCAGCAGAGCUAUUCAUCUGAUUCAUCUCCAGAGACUUCCUCGCCAGUUUCGACAGGGUCGUCUUCCACAACCACUGCCAACAACACUCAAGCCAUAGCUGGGCCUUCACAACCAGUGACUCCGGACAACCCUCACAAUGUGGUUGUUCGAGGAUCUCCUGAUGCCCACCAAUAUCCUCUUCUUGUUGAACAUAUGAUUUACAGGGGCCAGAUGGAGGAAGGUCUUGGCACUAAUUGUUGGCAGUUUAAAGAUGUUUUAGAAAAGUUGCUUGAUUUAGUGACUGUCCCAAUAAGUGAAGCUCUAAAUAGAGACAAAGAAUCAUAUUCAUCUGAGCUGACCCAUCAUUGCUGCCACUUGAUUGCUCGGGUCAUUGCAGAACUCGCUUCUCAGUCAAGUGGCUCGGAUGAAGAGUUGGAAGGUGCUUGUGGAAGAGUGAUGCACACAACUCCCUGCAGAUUCAUGAGGUGCAACAACUGCCGAUCGUGGAACACAGGAAAUGGGUCUCCAGACGCUGUUUGCUUUACAGUAGAUCGACCUGGUGUGGCAAUCAUUGGUGUUGGGGUUUAUGGUGGAGGAGGAAUUUAUGAAUACGAGCUGGAGCUUUUGGACGACCAAAACAGCGCAACCUCCGCUGACCCAUCUCACUCUCAACGCUGGAACAGUUUGGAAAUUGCCCGAGGCACCUAUGGUCCAGAUGACUGUGUUUCGGACGUGGCUGAAAUCAAAUUCGAAAAGCCGGUGGCCAUCAGAGAGGGUGUCAAAUAUGCUGUUCGGCUGCGCAAUCAUGGUGGACGCACCAACAAUGGUGACGGUGGCUUGAAGACUGUACGAGGCCCUGAUGGAACAACAUUCACCUUCAGCACUUGCUCCCUCAGCUUUAAUGGAACAACCCAGACCAGAGGACAAAUUCCUCAUAUUCUUUACUACAGUAGUCCUCAGGACUCUGAAAAUCAACAAAAUAGCAGAGCUGUUGCUGAAAUGCAGGCCCGAAAGUGCACCCUAGGUCUAGCAGGAGCGGUAAUAAAACGCAGUGGCACUUUGCUGGCAGCCGCGCGCAGCUACGACUCGGCCAACCAUGACAUUUUGGCCGCGGCCAACAUCUUCACCACCCUCCUUCCACUUGUGCUGGCCAACAUCAGCCCCGUGGCCACUUCAGACCCCAGGAGUGCGGUCCAAGUGCUGGAGCUAAUCCAAGAACUGCUGCCCCACGUUUCGGCCUUGAACCUGACUGGAGCUGCCAUGGCCAAAAGCACUGCUUCGUUGGACAGCAGUGGCCACCAAGACUUGUCCAACGCCUCUGCCGUCAACACAACCACCACCACUUCACUGCACCACGCCAUUGUCGAAAGCGAGCACCCCUACAAGGCGGCCGUCGUCUCCAAUUGGAAGGUGGUCUUUCCAGAGAGCGUCAAGUGGUUGACGGUCGAGUUUGACCCUCAGUGCGGGACUGCCCAGCCCGAGGACUCUCUUCAACUGCACAUCAAACCCAUGGGUGAGUUGGCCACUGGAGAGCCACUUGGAGAUGAUGAGGAUGGUGUGCAGAACUACUGGCCGGUGCUCACCAAAUUCAGCGGAGCAAACAACUGGCCCCAAAUGGCCAUAGUCCUGCCAGGAAAUGAGAUUUUCUUCUCUCUGGAGACUGCGUCAGACUAUGUGCAGGAUGAAAAGGCAAACAACUAUGGCUUUCGGUGCUUGGUUGUUGGAUAUGAAUGGCCAAACGCACCUGCUGAUGGUCUGCGCCACUUGGAAUGUGAAUUGGCCUUUCUGGGAGGAAUGUGCGCUGCCUCCUUGAUGAAAAAAGAUCUUCAACUACCACCCGCUUCAGUUGAGGAGGUUGACGAAGACAUAGAGGCCGUCGAAGAAGUGGCCCAGCAAGUCUUUCAACAAAACAGCACCCUGUUGGGAAAGGGUUUCGCCCUUGCUAGUCCCCCCACAAUCAACCAGGCUCUGCAAGGCGUCCUCCCGUUUAGUUGCCAGUCAAUAGAGAGGCAGUUUUUGCGUGACCUGGUGCAGUGCACUCCUGGGACAAGUGGCGGACGUCUGGCCCGAUGGUUGCAGCCUGAGUCCUUCGUCGAGCCUCGGCGGUGUGAGGUUCUCUAUUCAAAGGAGGAUAUGCGCUGCGGGUGGCCGGCGAUCGUCACCAUUCUCAGCAAAGACCAAUACGGGCACCUAGUAAACGCCCCUAAUCUGAAGAUUGAAGUAAAAGCCAGUCCGAUUGACAAGGGUGACCUCAACGUUGAGGCGGCCACAAACGGAUCGGCCGCGGUCAACCGCAGAUCGCGCAGAAUCAGCAUGCCUGACGCGCUCUCCUUCGGAGGGCACCCCCAACCCUCCCUCGAGGUGCCCUACGAGGUCACAGUCAAGGAAAAGAUGCACUACCACUCCAUCAGCAUCAUGAAGUCGUACGAGAACUACUCGUUUGAGGAGUUGCGGUUUAUGUCACCAACCCUGCGGAGGACCAGUGAAAACAUGUUGGUCAGACCAAACGGAGACGGGACGUACAGUGCCACCUGGACCCCUGCCAGCACCGGCUGGUACAUGGUGCUCGUCACCAUUGAUGGAUAUCCACUCGAAGAGGCCUAUCGGGUUGAAGUGAAAGAUGCUCCUCAAGGAGUUGCUCCUCCUACAACAACUGUCAUUAAAAAGACCCCAAAUCAGCCAAGCAGACUAAGAAAAUAUGUUGCAAAGUAUUCAGCUGGGCUGAGAAUCCGAUCUCAUCCCUCUCUCCAGAGUGAACAUAUUGGCACCGUUGCUGUCAACGGCAUCAUUAGUUUUGUGGACGAGAUUCACAAUGACGACGGGGUUUGGGUGCGACUGAGCAACGAGUGUGUGCGCCAACUGUGCUCCUCCUCUGGCUACCCUGAAGCCUGGUGCCUCCAAUACAACCAGCACCUGGGCAAAACUCUUCUGGUGCCUGUUGAAGAGCCGAAAACGGUGCCUGAGGAGAGUUUCCGAAAGGUCACUGUCAAGAAAGCAUCAUCCAACGAAAGCCCUCUAAAGGAGAGAAAACUGUCUGCACAAGUGGCGAGUGGAGGCCCUGGCUUUUACAAUGUCAUCAAGUGUGGCGCUUCGGGACACAACAUUCGGAGCAGACCGAGCAUGACAGCGCCUCCUGUUGGAAUGCUUGUCUCUGGAAACAGGGUUGUUGUUGUUGCAGAUGAGGCAAACCAUGAAGGAACAUGGGUUCAGCUGGACCAUGAAAGUAUGAAGGAGUUUUGUUUCAAUACAGAUGGAGAGGCGUGGUCCUUGGCAGUCAGCAAAGGAGAUGUUGUCUACUUGCAGAAUGAGUCUGGCAAAGAUGGAAGGCAUGAAAGGACAUCUUCCGAGCAGCACCCAUUUGCAAUGCCUCCUAGGAAGCCUUUCGACUUUUCAGCUCAAACCCGAUCUGAAGCAUUCGCUUUUGCCCAAAAAGAUACAGGGUCUGCCGGAAGCACUACUGGAAAUCCAUUUGUGUUUGGUUCUUUAGAUUCAAAAGCUUUGAAACCUGAAAUUGCUCCAAAGCCUCAGUCCGUCAGUUCUGGUCGGUUCAGUGCUCUGAAUAAGUGGCUCCGGGGAGAAUCAGCCCCUACCAUAGUUGACACCAGGGGUUCUCCUCCAGUUGUACCACCACCACCUGGUCCAACAGUCAAAGUUGCGACUGGCAUGUCAAGCAAAGACCUGCCGCCAGAGCUGAUGGGCGUUUCUGUCAAAGAUCUUGUCAAGGCAAUCGGUGAGUCGCGGGCCAACGGCAAUGGAGUGACACCCCCUGGCACCCCUCGUAGGCCCAGUCGUAGUUCGAGUCCCAAAACCCCCUUGCCAGGCACCGCUUCGAUUCUUGCGCACCACGCAGGCAGUAGAAGUUCAAGCCCCGUUCCCAUCCCACCAGGCAAAUUAGACAGCGCUGCAAGCAGUGGCGGUUCCCCCAAAAGUAUUGGAGUGUCCCCAUUAGUUUCAGCUCCUGGAAAUAUGGUGACUGCAGACAGUGGCAGACGAGGGUCAACCCAAAGUGACACAAGUGCUUUGUUGUCGUCUUUGACCCGAGAUUUGUCCCACAGUCCGAGUAAUAGUUCUCUGCAGAUGAGAUCUGAGAGUCCGAAUAGUCUGCACAGUCAAUUGAUAGAGCAGCAGGUUGGAAGUCCAAAACUGGCCCAGAUGGGUACGCAAACCAGUCCAGAAGGGAGUUUGAAAGGCUCCUUGCAUUUCAAUGUGGGGGACAGUCUUGGGGCAGCAACUGCCGUCCCUGUCAGGAUUUCACCAAAGCCAGUGAGGAAGGAGCGGUCAAGCUCAAAAGGAGUGGCUGGCUCAGGCAGUCGCAGUAAAAGAGCCAAUUCUCCAAAGGAACAUCACCAUCGGUCAAGAAAUAGGGGAACCAGUCCUGCUCAUCCGCUAGCAAAAGAGCCUGUGAAAGAAGCAAUCGCCCCUUCUGUAGCAGAGUGCUUGAGAGCGGUUUUUGCCGCCUUCCUUUGGCAUGAGGGUUUGGUCCACGAUGCCAUGGCCUGCGCCUCUUUCUUGAAGUUCCACCCAGGCCUUCCAAAACAAGGGGCUCUUGUGAUUACAAGGCAGCAAAGUUCGUUGAGCUCCAACAUUGACAAAAUCAAGCAGAGACACUCGGUGGAAGUUUCUGCCAGCAACUACCUGCACAUCCAACCAUCCACACUGGAGACACUCACGAGAUGUGCUGCAAAUGCCAAUGCAAAUCGCAGAAAGAAACACGACUCAGCAGGUGCAAUUAAAGAAGAAGAGCCAACCUCUGAACUAGGAGCAACGGCUGGAGCUGCCGUGACCGUUCUACCACCUGCACUCAGAUCUCUAGUCCUUCUUUGGGAGGAGCUGAGCAAAGGUUGUUUGCGCAGCAUCCAACGGCAAGAGGUCAUGUCUUCUCCAAUGACAGCUUCGGUCGUUUUGAGAAGACCCGAGAGCAGCAAAUCGAUGCAGAGCUCCACUAACCAGCCUUCAAGUUCAAAGGACAAGAAGGAGAUUGAAAAAAGAGGACGGAAAAAGAAAGACUGGCGGCCGAUUGGCAGAGUCACCCUUGCAGGUGCAAAAUCUCAGGAAAUUUCAGGGCGACUGCCUGGUUUACCUCAAAGAGAGACGGUCUGUGAGCUCUGUGGCGGCUCUUUUCCUCAACCAAUCACAUUCCACAUGAAGAGCUGCCACCCAGGUUGUGGUGAAUCUGCAGGCGGCAAGGGUUACAACUCCGGAGGCAAUUUCUGUGUUGGGUGGGCUGGAAAUUGUGGAGACGGAGGAAUAGUUGGAAGUACUUGGUACUUGAUUUGUGACACAUGUCGAGAGCGCUACAUGAAACAGCGGAAGCAGCAGCGGAAAGACUCCUUGACUGGACACAAAAAGUCAAAGAAAAAGAUAACUUCGAAACUGCUCUCUCCAAUGAUGCUGCAGGAGAGCCACGUUGUCAUGAAGAACAAUGCCAUGUUCCUUCUGGAGUUGGCAAGUGCUGCUUCGAGAGAUCCUCCGCCUUGCUCUCCUCCGAUGAGAAGGAGUCCUCACGGGAUGCCCUCCGUUUUGGAGCAAGAGGAUGGACCGUUUCCCAGUUUGCCAUCUGGACUGCCAGGUUUCCAGUGCUUGUCAACCUUGGGGGUCAGUCCAGCGCAGGUUAGACACCUUGCUGAAGAGCAUUUGCUGGCCGAAACUCUCAGGAAAAAUGGAGAGGAGGGACUCGAUCGAUAUUUGGAAGGAGUGGAGUCGAAAGGUGUCCGACCAGUGUCUGACUGCCCAUUGAGUGAUUCGGAAGACAGCCUUCGAGGCCGACCCUUUCACCGGUCCAUCUCGAUGGGCACCAAAGACUGGCAGAGUGGCCGUUUGGUUCGAAAAAGGAACAACUCUAGUGGAGAACCAAAUGAGGCUGGCAGCUCUCUCCUCUGCCACCCUUCGGCAGCCCUGCAAAAACUGGUGCCCUUCGACUUGACCUGCACUCAGUCCACCGACGAGAACAACGCUCCAAAACCAAACUGCGAGCUAAUGGAACGGCCGGUGAUGGAGUUUGUCAUGCAACAACACAACCUAGACAGUCUGCAGCUGGCAAUGAAGCAGGGCAUCAGAAAGGCAGCCUGCAGGGUGUACGCCAUGCAGGCGCUGACGUGGCUCCUCAGGAGUGUCACUCAACCCACUUGUCUGCAUGAUCUCUUGUGGUGGUUUGUUGCCGCUUUGACCCCAGCAUCUGAAUACAGCCGUGCCUUUGCAGAACAGCCAAUGGACAAUGAGUUUGGUAGAAUUGGCAAGUUUGAGGAUCUUGAUUUGCACGCCGUCUGCGAACACCCUUUGAGUGACCUCUCCGUUGCUGGAGAUGCCGUCAGACCAUUGCCCUCAGCUUUCCAUAGCCUUUUGCAAGCAGUGGCUGACUUGAUGCUGCUUCUCCCUAUGGGUUCUGCCCUGCAGCAGAUGGCGGUCCGAUGCUGGGGCAUCAAGUUCAGACAGACUGACCACAGUUUCCUGCAUAGAAGCCAUGUUUUCAGCAAUAUCAGCAAAAUUCUCUCCAGAACUGAAGAGGAGGAGGCAUUUGAUGAAAGUCACCACUCGAUCAUCUCUGCCAUAGCAAGUGGCCCGUGCUUUGUGGAGACCCUUAGGGACUUGACCAGCAAUGUGGACAUCAAAGCCUCCAGUAGACAAGCAAUGGUCGUUAGCCUCACUGACUCUUCAACUGAAACAUUCUGGGAAUCGUCGGACGAGGACAGAAACAAGACAAAGUUCCUGACUGUGACCUGUGCUAAAAACUCAUGGCCCAAGAUGGUUUAUGUUCACAUCGACAACUGCAGGGACCUGGCCAACAAGGUAUCAACCAUCUCCUUCCAGUCAGGGCCCAAUGCAGAGGAGCUAUACAAACUCACUCAGAUCGAUGUGGAAACAAGAUACUCAGGAUGGAUCUCCAGCAUCAUUCCAGACAACCAUCACAGCAUAAUCCGAAUUGAGCUCAGAGGGCCUGACAACACACUCCGUGUCAGACAAGUGCGGAUCCUUGGAGAGUUUGAAGGCCAAGAAGUGUUGAACAGAAAUCAAAAGCAGCACAGCGCUCUUUCCAUUCAGCAGAAGAACUGUGAGGCCGAGACUCUCCGAGUCUUCAGGCUCAUCACUUCUCAAGUGUUUGGAAAGUUGAUUCAAGGAGUUGAAAUGGACGAGGCUCCUGAAGACGGCUUGGCCGAAGCUGGGGAAACAACAAAGGUUGAGGAAAGCAAUGAUUUGAGAGAGCACAUGGUUGGAAUACUCUUUAGCAGGAGCAAACUGACCAACCUUCAGAGACAAGUUUGUCAGCACAUAGUGCAAGCAAUAAGAAAUGAGAGCAGCCGAGUCAAAGAAGAGUGGGAAGCUUUCCUGUGCUCAGCUGGAACGCAACAGCUUAACUCUUUAACUGGGGAGAAAAUUGUGUCUGACACUUACUGCUUUGAGAUGCUCUCCAUGAUGUUGGCCCUGAGUGGCUCCAGUGUGGGUAGGGCUUAUCUCUCACAGCAGUCAACCCUGCUCAGGGACUUGCUCAGCCUUUUACACACCGGAUCGGCUCGGGUCCAGAGACAAGUUACAUCACUGUUGAGGAGGAUGUUGCCUGAAGUUUUACCUCAGCAAUUAGCAGCUAUCCUUGGAGUUGAGAGACUUCCACCAGCAGAUUUCAGUAUUGUCACUGCCUCAAACAAGAACGGCCACCCUGAAUCCGAGUUUGACAUGCACAAAAUGGGAAUUUUGGACGUUUUCCUGAGCGUCAUAGCCAAGUCAUUGACGGUUCAGGUGAGAGUGAAAGGAGGUGGCAAGGAGAGCCAGGCUAAAGGCACCAGUACCGCCUCCCUGGCCACCUCCAUUAAGUCCGCUCCCAGCCAAGGCCGGUGGUGGAUGCGGGGCUGCAACUCGCGCAAACUUAGUGACGGGAUCAUCAGUCUGCUCAAAGAUAUGGCUGCGGGAAAGUUGUCAGAAGCUUGGGCUGAUGUAACCAAAGGUGCUGUGGCGGAGAACAUCCUGAACCUUACCAAGUUGCCGGAAUCCUCGAGGUCACCGCAGCAAUGUUUGGCCUCACCAACUUUGUGGCUGGCACUGGCCUCUCUGUGCGUUCUGGACGCUGACCACGUUGAAAGACUUUCAUCUGGUCAAUGGAGCGCCGCCGAAGGACAACCAACCACACCAAGGCCAACGUGCAGCAACCACGACGACAGUGAAACAGCCGCGAUAAUCCAAUGCAACGCGUGCGGCAACCUUUGUGCUGAGUGCGACCGAAUUCUGCAUCUGCACCGGCGGACGCGGCUGCACCAGCGGCAGGUGUGCAAAGAGGAGGAGGAGGCGAUCAAGGUGGACCUGCACGAAGGGUGCGGCCGGACGAAGCUGUUCUGGCUGCUGGCGCUGGCCGACUCAAGCACCUUGAAGGCGCUGGUCGAGUUCCGUGAAAGGGGCACGCGGGCCAAGGCGGCCGGAACAGUGGCCGCGGGGGUGUGCCGUUUUUGCGGGGCCACUGGGUCUUCAGGGCUGCUGGCCAUCGGGAACGUGUGCGCCGACCAGGAGUGCCAGGAGCACGCUAGAAACGCUUGCAGUCGAUUGCACGGGUGCGGCCACAUGUGCGGUGGCGUUCAGGGUGAGGCGCCCUGCCUGCCCUGUCUACACGGCUGCUCCAACGAGCCCGGCCUGAAGCAGGACGCCGAUGACAUGUGCAUGAUUUGCUUCACGGACGCACUGGCCUGUGCCCCGGCCGUCCAGCUAAAGUGCGGACACGUUUUCCAUGUGCACUGCUGCAAAAACGCGCUCAGCAAGAGGUGGGCUGGACCUAGAAUCACCUUUGGCUUCUCCCAGUGUCCCAUUUGCAAGAGCGACGUGGAGCAUCCAAAUUUGGUGUCAUUGUUAAACCCCAUUAGAGAACUGUACGACGAUGUCAGGAGAAAGGCUCUGAUGCGUUUGGAAUACGAAGGCCUCAGCCGCGCUGGGCGGUCUUACAAAGACCCGGCAGCGUACGCCAUGGACAAAUACGCCUAUUACGUCUGCUUCAAGUGCAAAAAAGCUUAUUACGGUGGAGAGGCGAGGUGCGACGCCGACGCUGGAAUUACGGAGGACUACGACCCUUCAGAACUUGUUUGUGGUGCCUGCAGCGACGUCUCCAGAGCCCAAAUGUGCCCAAAGCACGGGACAGACUUCUUAGAGUACAAGUGCCGCUACUGUUGUUCCGUCGCAGUUUUCUUCUGCUUUGGAACAACCCAUUUCUGCAACGCCUGUCACGAUGACUUCCAGCGUGUAACCAACCUGCCCAAACACGAACUUCCGCACUGUCCUGCUGGACCCAGAGCAAAGCAGCUAGAGGGAGAAGAGUGUCCGCUGCACAUCAAACACCCCACCACUGGGGAGGAAUUUGCCCUGGGCUGCGGAGUUUGCAGAAAUGCCCACACUUUCUAGGAACAUUAAUUAAAUAACACCUCUGUACCGCGUCUGUUCUUUUCUGUGUAAACAUUUGCUUAAAGUUGUUCAUGGUUAAAUAAUUGUUAUGUAGCGUUACGAGAUAAUCGAUUAAUUUAUUAUUUCUGCUGUGAUUCUAUUUGUGUCAAAAUACGCUUUGGUCGAUAUGAAUGUUUGCUUGUUUUCCGUUGUAUUCCGUAGACAAAAAUUGUAGUAGUCAUUUGAUAAAGAAAGAUUUAAUAAACGACGCUGUUUGGCUUUACAUUCGUA